Oryza sativa Japonica Group (Japanese rice) is the source of this 1128-nucleotide messenger RNA. The record is from RefSeq and is a predicted model, not a curated record. Lineage: Eukaryota; Viridiplantae; Streptophyta; Magnoliopsida; Poales; Poaceae.
AGCGAAGCUCCGACCCCCUGGGCCUCCGUCCUCUCCAAAAAGCGCAGCCGGAAAAGCGCACGACGGCGACGGCCGGAGUGGAUGGGGAUUCGAGCGUGUGUGUGAGAGAGAGAUUGAGAGAAGGAUAAGGUGGCCACGGCGACGACAUGGCCGCCCACCACUGUUCAACCCGCCAAGUGGCCUCCUCCUCCUCCAACCCAUCCAAUCCCCGAGACCAACCCACACACAUGCCCGAUUCCCCCCAAAUCCACCACCCGCCGCCACCGCCGCCGCCGCCGCCCACCGAUCCCGCCGCGUCCACGACACCGAAUGCCCCACGCAACUCGCAGGUGGCGGCGCCGGUGCAGGUGAAGCCGAGGAUGAUAAUCAAGGGGAUGCUGGGGAGGUACGAGAGGUGGAACCCCGUGCACCCGACGGUGGGUACGUUCUGGGGGAUCGGGCUGGGGCUCGGGUGCGGGGUUGGGUGGGGGCCUGGGUUCGGGCCCGAGGUCAUCGGCUACGUCGGCGCCGGCUGCGGCGUCGGGUUCAGCGUCGGCGUCACGCUCGCCGGCGUCGGCGUCGGCUUGCCGCAGCACGGCCUCAUCAGGAACCAGUACCACAGCGGUUUCGCAAGCAAUAUCCCUUUCGAAUCAGCUAGGUUUUACACCUUUACCAUCAUCAGAGGCUUGGUCUGGGAUGCCAUCAGUUAUGCGAGCCAGGUAGCGGCUGUGAGGAAAGAAUCUCGACAAAGGCUCCUAAACUUUCAUGAAAACCCUCAGAUUUCAGGAGGCGUUAACCUGCCCAAGUUGGGGAAGGGCGUGUCAAGCAGCAUCCAAUCCACUAUGGAGUGUAUAAAAGCCUUCAAAGAUCAGCAUUGGCCUCCAUAAAGUAACUAAGGAUGGAUUGUGUAAGUUAGAAACCCAUGGCACGCUUACUCUAAGAUGAAGAUAUCUUCGGUAUUAGUUAGUGUUUCCAACUUAUUAUGGGGAAAUUAUUCCAAUUUCCAGCUGAGGAAAAUGGUUAGCCUGUAACCUAGCAAAUCAUAGAUGUAGUAUCUAAUUAUUUUUGUAAAUAUAACAAUGUUAUUAAUUCAAAUAUUUUGCUACAAUCUGGCAUUAUGAAAUAAAAUUGCACUAAUAUUGUACUCUA